This is a messenger RNA of Salvia miltiorrhiza (redroot sage), 726 nucleotides long. Its product is annotated as NAC domain-containing protein JA2-like. Bases 1 to 726 code for a protein of 241 amino acids. The record is from RefSeq and is a predicted model, not a curated record. Lineage: Eukaryota; Viridiplantae; Streptophyta; Magnoliopsida; Lamiales; Lamiaceae. Gene Ontology annotation, biological process: system development; regulation of DNA-templated transcription. Gene Ontology annotation, molecular function: DNA binding. The transcript has a single exon.
AUGGCGAUGAAUAUUCCCAUUGGUUUCCGUUUCAUCCCGACCGAUGAGGAGUUGAUCGGAGGUUUUCUAUGGCCGAGACUCAUGGGAAUGGAGCUGCCGUGGAACGGCAUAGUCGAGAAGGAUAUCUACGGCGACAACGCAGAGCCGUGGAAGGUUUUUUCCGACGUCGUCGAUGGCUGGCAAACGAAGAAGGAGGGCAGCGCCAUCAAGAGCUCCAUCUACGCCUUCACCACGCUCAAGAACGUUCCCAACUCCAAGCGGAUUUCCAGACGCGCAGGCGGCGGCACGUGGGGCGGCCAGACCGGCCCCAAGAAGAUCAUCAGAUCCGACACCGGCGAGAUCAUCGGCCAUUCCAAGAUGUUCUCGUUCGAGCGCGACGACAAGGCGGCGCCCGAGGAUUUCGGCCACUGGAUCAUGCACGAGUAUUCUCUCAGCGGCCGCGCAAACGGCGGCGAUCUCGUCGUCUGCAAGAUCACCAAUUGCAUCAAGGUUUCUGCGGCUUCCAAGAAGAGGGCGGCGCAGAUAGACCAAGAUCAGCUUGCAGUGGGUUUCAAGAAACAGAAGAUAUUGUUUCCGGCCGUGGAGGAGGAGGGUUUUAUUGUCGGCGACCAAUCGGGGCAGGCUUUGGACGUUGAUGAUGACUUCGUACAAAGUUUGAUCGCCGGCUUAGAUGUUGAGUUCGUCGGCGGUGCCGGCGAUGAAUCUUGGCUAUCUGCGCAAUUUUGA